GUGUGUGUGAGUGUGUAGUUCUUAUCCCUCCCCUGAACAGAUCUUUAUCAAUUUGGCUGCUCCGGUGCUGCAUCUGAAUGUGUGUGUGAGUGUGUGCAUAUGUGUGUGUGGCAGGAGUUUACAGGAGGACAGAGUCAAGUGUCUGCGAGCCGGCGGAGGGAGAACGGGACGAGCUCGGUGUCCAGGGGAGAGCAGCCUGCGCUGAAGGGUUUCCUGACAGACAACGUCCUCACUGAGAUCGCCUCCAGACUCUUUUCAAGAUUCAAGGUUUUCGGCUGGACUGUGCGUGCAGCCUGAAUGACGAAGUUCAACUUGUUCAGGCAUCAGACAACACCCAUGGUCGCCGCAAAGCCAACGGGGGCGAGCGACAUGACCGUGACUCCGGCCUCCGUCGCGCUGGUCUCCGCCGACAACGCCACCGAGCCGGUCAACAAGAACGACGCCUUCGACGAGAUCAAAAACAAGUUCCUGAAUGAGAUCGACAAGAUCCCACUGCCGUCCUGGGCCAUCAUCGCCAUCGCCGUGGUCGCGGCUACGCUCAUCCUGACGUGCUGCCUCUGCAUCAUCAAGAAGUGCUGCUGCAAGAAGAAGAAGAACAAGAAGGGCAAGAAGGGGAAGGGUGACAUGGGGAUGAAGAACAUGAAAGGCGGAGAGAAACAACAGGACGACGACGAUGAAGAAGACGAUGUGGAGCCCGGACUGACAGGGGACGAGAAGGAGGAGGAGGUGAAGGAGAAAGAGAAGCUGGGGAAGCUGCAGUACUCCAUCGACUACGACUUCCAGGAGAACAAGCUGGCCGUGGGAAUCCUGCAGGCGGCGGAUCUCCUCUCCAUGGACAGCGGCGGCACCUCCGACCCGUACGUCAAGGUCUACGUCCUCCCGGACAAGAAGAAGAAGUACGACACGAAGGUUCACAAGAAGACGCUCAACCCCGUCUUCAACGAGUCCUUCACCUUCAAGAUUCCGUUCCAGGAGAUGGGAGGCAAGAUUCUGGUGAUGACCGUCUACGACUUCGAUCGCUUCUCGAAACACGACAUCAUCGGGGAGAUCAAGAUCCCCAUGAACACCCUGGACCUGGCGAAGGCCAUCGAGGAGUGGAGGGACCUGGACAGCGCCGAUCAGGAGGAGCCGGAGAAGCUGGGAGACAUUUGCAUCUCGCUGCGCUACGUCCCCACCGCUGGGAAGCUCACCAUCUGUAUCCUGGAGGCGAAGAACCUGAAGAAGAUGGACGUGGGCGGACUGUCAGAUCCGUACGUGAAGAUCAACCUGCUGCAGAACGGGAAGAGGCUGAAGAAGAAGAAAACCACCGUGAAGAAGAACACGUUGAAUCCGUACUACAACGAGUCGUUCAGCUUCGAGAUUCCCCUCGAGCAGAUGCAGAAAAUCCAGGCCGUGAUUACGGUGCUGGAUUACGACAAGAUCGGCAAGAACGACGCCAUCGGGAAGAUCUGGGUGGGAAGCAAGUCCACGGGCGCCGGGCUGAAACACUGGUCCGACAUGCUGGCCAACCCCCGCCGCCCCAUCGCCCAGUGGCAUCCACUGCAGCCGGAGGAGGAGGUGGACGCGUCGCUCGCAGCCCUGAAUGCCAAGAAGUAAACCCCGCUCCCAACCUGCACCUGUCCUCCCCCACGCAUCCCCCAUCAGCCCCCACAUGUCAGUGUAUAUCCCCCCUGACUGUACAUCCACUCCCUCCACCCUCCUCCUCCUCCUCCCUCCUCCUCCACCGCCACCUUUAAGAAAAAGAUCCGUAGACAGCGUUCGACGCGAUGGGGAGAUAUAGUUUAAAAAGAAUAAAAAAGGCAUCAUGUUGUAUUAAACCAUGAGAAAAGGGGACGCGUUGCAGGAUGGACAGAGACUCCGUUGAUUUUCCUUUAGAUCUAUUUUUGUAUUGGGGUUGUGGUUCCGUUGAUAAGAACACAGAGUUAGACAUCUGGUGACAGAGGGGAUAAGAACACACAUUCACUCGUUUAGCGUGUACCUCCCACCCCCGUCCCUCUAGUGACGCCGUUUGCUUUAGAGUAGUGCUUCAAUAGUAAUAAUAAUAAAAUGCUUUAUACUGCCAUAGGACGGAGGAGCAACACAAGAGGUCCAUUCCGGGGGGGAACCGUGCCGCGCGCCCGCCAGUCGCCACACCCGACGAUUCCGUUAGUUUCUUCUUAAGUAACAUUCCUAGAGCUGGGUAGCGAGUAGGGGUAAAGCACAUGGAUCCGGUUACCCACGAACACACUGCCGUCGUUUCUGAUUAGUUAACCUUUCCGCCCUUCGUCUCAGGAAAACACUGAGAGGAAAAACCGAAGCUCCAUGCCUUUUUUUCUAAACGGGUUCUUGUUGUGAUUCCAGUUGUCCACAAAAGUGUUGGAUUCAAAAAAAGCUUGAGCACUUGCUCAGUUGUUGAGUUCCUUCUCUUCUCGGUGACGUAGCGUUGAGUCAGUUUAUCCAUGAAAUGGAACAAAUCCGGGUGAGAGGGGAGGGAAUUAUGGAUUUUCAGUUAAGCGUGUGUGUGUGUGUGCGUGUCUGUGUGUGUGUGUGUGUGUGUGUGUGUGUGUGUGUGUGUGUGUGUGUGUGUGUGUGAGGCUGCUGUCUGUCGUGUGAACAACAACAAAAAGUGAGAGGGAAUAAAUAUCAGAGCGGGAGUUCAACAGAGACGGAUUCCAAACCGCCAAUGACACGAUGUUCUGCGGGGUGUCGCUCGCUCGCCGCCUGCAGCCGACCACCUCCCCCCUCCCUCCCCCUCCCCCCUCCCCGACGCCUCCGAUUCUCUAUCUCACUCGUUCAGUGCUACUGCCAUUCGUCAUGGACUUGACACGAGGGUUUGACUUCAGAGUAAAAUCCCUAUAACCGUCUUACAGUCAUAAAGGAGACAAGCCUUCCAAGUAACAGAAUAAGCAAUUUUUCAACUACCAGGGACGCCUUCCAGUCAGCGGUGUUGUUCUCUUCAUUUCUUCUCUUUUUGUUUCGUCGAUCCAGCUGUCUUUCAUUUUAUUCCUCGAGCACUUUAAAUCCAAAAUGUUGCGUUUAAGUACCCUCAGAAAACCAGAGCUUUAAUUACUUCUGUUUGAGAAUAGCUGGUUUCCUUCUGUUUGUUUUUUUGUGUGUUUGGAUAUUUUUCGGUUCCUCACUUGAUUGACAGGAAGUGGUCUGGAGGAAGGCACUGAUCCGCGUGUAUUUCAAUACACAUCUUUACCAAACUGUUGAAUUUAAUUGCACUAUAAUUCUGUUCUGCGAGUGUGUUUUUUUUCUUUUUUAUGUGAUAAAAAUGUUGUGAGAUUGAAAAAAAAAAGUUCUGUUCUUCUCCUCAUACAAACGGAAGAAGAGUUCCAGUGCUGCUCCCUCACAGAAUUCCAUCGACUCAUUUGGAGAGAAAUAUUCCAGCAUUAUUAACUUUUGUCUUGGGACAAAAUCCAAAACUGUUUUGGGUUUUUUUUGGACCAAAACUCCGUAAAAUAAAUUGACAAAAGAUUUGUAAUUGUUAAAAUUAAACUCCUGAUUUUAACAAGGUGCUACAGCUUCAGGAAACCUGGUUUUCAGGUUUUAGUCAUUUGAAAUCAGAUCUGUGUGCGAGCACCGACUGUAACUUCUGCCCGACGACUGUGAGAAAUAUAAUGACCAAAUCAAAAGCAGUCAACAUUUCAAACAACGACCACUUUCUUUACUUUUCAUGUGAUGAAUGUCUCUCAGUUUAUGAUUUUCAUAACCAUGUUCACGUAGUCUUUUAUUUCCUUUCCUUCUGUUGAUGAAGCAACACUAAAGAAAAGGCAACAUGGAAGCAAUCAAACAAACCCAUCGGUGUGUAGUUUUGCCUAUAGACAUAGUUCAUACACGCUGAUACUGCAUGUUUAUACAAAAAUACUGUACAUAAGAGCAUGUUUUAGAGAAACGAAGCAAAAAUAUCUUGUGUAAGUAAAUGGUCGUCAUUUGUCAUUUUAAUAACACAACGAGGGGAUAAAGGAGAAGGGACAGAAAAAAAAAGAUGAUGCACUGUAUAUUUUAUAAAAAUGAAAGAAAUGUGUGUUUAUUUUCCAUGAGGGUCAGUGGAGAGAAUGUCAUACAGUACAAAUAUUACAGGACUAUUACUAAUAAGAACCUUUCCACUCCUGAAAUUCUUAAGCAAGUGUGUCGUCCAGUAACGUGUGUGAGUUCAUGUAGGAUGGAAACGUAGCCGCAUGCUCGCUAUUAACUUCCUUGUGAUCAGACUUUUUUUUUAAUUUAGCCGCCAUUUUGUUUUGGUUUUUUUAGCGCUUAUUUAUCCGACUUAUUUCUACGUUUUUAUUGCUGUUUUAUUUUUAUUUUUUAAAAAUUUUUUUAAGAUAAUGAUGUUUUGGAUUAUUUUAAUGUUUGGAUUCCUCGGGGUCUCCAAGUCGACAAUGUAUUUUUCUAACAGCAGAUUCGGCUCAGAGCUUUUUCUGAAUUAACUGAUUAUUAGAGGAUUGAAUAAUUCUACAGUGGAGUCAUCGUUCAGACGCAGAAGUAAAUCUGUUGGAUCAUAUCUUUAUAUAAAAAUACAUUUUCCAGGGGCCAAAAUAUGAAUAAUCCCAUUCCAGUGAACACAAACGGACUUGGAAUCCCUUCUUCUUUUUCUUCUUCUUCUUCUUCUUCUUCCUCCUCUUCUCUCUUUUCUUUACUUGCACAGUUUUUUAUUUCUUUGUUCAUUUCAGUUUUGAACGACCUGAAACCCUCCACGACUGUGUCUCUUCUACUGUGUUUAUUAUACAAUAACGUGUACGUGUGUAUUUCCAGAUAGAUGAAUAAGAUAAAAACUAAAGCCAUAAAACUCAAGCACUAACUCUUUAGAGCUCGGCCGAGGCGCUCGAGUUUAUUUAUGAAGAAGAGAAAAGUAAAAAAAGUCCCAAAAAAAUCCGCAAAAAAAAAAGAAUCUGACGUCUUCGUUCUUUCCUUGGCCAAGUGUUUCUCUCUCACAUUCCGUUUGCGAGGUCUUUGUUCAUCAAGAGGGCAGAACUCCGUGUUACUGUACAAACUGUACGUGAGCGUCGGGGACAGUCGUGACGUCAGUAGAGCGACUGAGUCUUUUUCUACUUUCGCAGCUGUCGAUGUCCUCGUUUCAUAGACGUAGCUGAUUUUACAGUAUUGUGACUAGUGAUGUCUAUGCCUUGUUUUGAUAGUGUAAAUGAAUAUCACAUUGAGUUCUCACUAAUACUGCUAAAAGUAUAUAGAUAUAGAUAUUAUAUCUACAUAUAUAUGUGUGAGAGUGUGUUCUAUUCUUGGGCUGAGUGCAAUUUAUGAACCAAACUGUGUGACGCUUCCAGUUUCUCUUCCGUCGCACACUGUUGUUUCUCUUUCGUUGAUCCGCUCAGAAGAAAAACUUCUCAAGCAACAAAAACCAUAAAGUUUCAGUUCGUUCCAACGAUAUUACAGCGACCAGAGAGAAACUUGAGACGCCCACGUUCCCGGUCCUGGAUCCCUCCCAUAGAACUAUGCAUAAAGUUAUGAUUUUCACGAGAACAUGGCAUAGCAUAUGAGAAAUGAUAUAAAGUAUAUGAAAAUACAGAAAUAUGUUUGAUGUCAUGCAAAGUAUAUAUAUGUACAGGAUAUAUAUAUAUAUAUAUAUAUAUAUAUAUAUAUAUAUAUAUAUAUAUAUAUAUAUAUAUAUAUAUAUAUAUGGGAUACAAGGAAAUGGUUUUUAAUGUUGAGUUCGAUGAGAAGAUCAGAUGCCAGGGGACGUCGUUAGCUUAGCUUAGCAUAAACACUGGAAUCGGGGGGAAACAGCUAGCCUGCCUCUGUCCGAAGGUCACAAAAUCCAUCAGCAUCUCCAAAGGUCAAACCCACGUUGCCUUGCAACUCCAAAAAAAAACAAGACUCCAGGAAGUCGUUGCUUUGGAAACAGGAAAUGAUCCACUUCUUAUUUACUGAUUAAAGAAAUGAGAUCAAAUGUGUAAAUGACCUUUAGAGGAGCUGGAAGGCAGAUUUGUUUGUUUUGUUCACUCCUUCAGAGGCAGAGUAACUUUUUCUACACGGCGAAGCUCACGGCGUCCUCGCUCCGAUCAUACAGGAGUGACGUCGAACUUCUUCUCCGACUUGACGAGAGAGCCAACGAGCGAACUUCCCAGAAUUUCCAUUUAUUUCAGUGUCUGAAGUAAACUGCCAUCCAUCUUAUCUGUCUUAUCUUAUCUUAUCCUGGCAACAAUCUUCAGUGUGUUGUGUGACGACGCACGUUAUCUAAUGCAAUAUUAUAUUUAAUCUCCUCGUCCCAUUAAUCGCCACUGACUGUGACCAAAUGAUUUGUGGGCGGAGCCUCAGAGACCAGCUGCCUGCACCGGAUCACGGAUGUUUGAAUUCCAGGCAAACGGACGAACAUCCGCUGACGUGAUCACGGGUACAAGAAAAUUCACAGCACACUUGAGAGAUUUUUUAUUAAUUUUUUUAAAAAUGUAUUUGUUUCUAUUUCCUUUCACUGCCACAGUCGCACGACCAGCGGACAUCAGAGUUCUAUGGGGGACAGAGACUGGGUCGCUGAGUGUGUGUGUGUGUGUGUGUGUGUGUUUGGCCCUUUAGCAGACAUGGUGCAAAAACACAACACUGGAAAAUAUGAUUUCAAUAUACAGUACAGGUCUGCAUGCAUUGGUCACAUGACUCAUCCUUAACUGUACGUGUGUGUGUGUGUGUGUGACUGUAACACACAAUCUUAGUUAUGUAUCAAUAAGGGGUUCAUCUGUUCACGGCUGUGUAGACGUACAGUACGACAUGUUCUGUUUCAGCAUCUGUCGCUCAGCAGCCGGUGGCGUUUCCGUUUCCUCUUUCUCGUUGCAAUCAAACACUUGGAUUUUAAAAAGGGAAAACCGUCCAAAGUUUUCGAAGCCGUCGUCUUGUCUCCUCUAUUACUCGCUGUAUUUUUCUUCCUUGUGUUCCUGUGCACACGCGUGUAAUCACUCCUGCUGUCCUUCCUUUGACUCUGUGACGUGUGUGUGUGUCUAAUGUAGAACGCAGGGGAUCUGUUUGUCGCCAGACUCCUCCAGGUCUUUGGGCUUCUUUUUCCAUUUCUGUUUCGCGUCUUCGUUCCUGUGUGUGCGUGUGUGUGUGUGUGUGUGUGUGUGAGUGCGUUUUCUUCCAGCGACGUCCCGUCAGUGUUGUGAAGCUGAAUAAGGAAGUGGACUCAGUGGGUUUCCCCCAGUGAAUCUGCUCUUCGUGGUGCAGAAUGCCGGCCUUCAUGUUUACAACAUGGACACACUGUAUAACUGCCAAACCUGCAGGACGCACCGAACUCCCCUCCUGAGCGCUGAGUCCUCCACCUCGCCCCUGAUGCAACUGUAUUCUCAAGACUCUUUUCAUUUCUUUUCUCUCCCCCCCGACCUCUUUCUCUUCUUCGUCAUCUUUUAAAGCAUCGGAGGACGACCAGGUCGCGUCCUCUCGCUGUGUUUCUUCGUGUCUAGUGUUGUGGUGCGCGUGUUCAUGUCAGUACUUGUGCCUACUGUGGAUCGCAUGCUUUAGCCCUUGACUGGACACAAACGUUGCUCACAAACUCCUCUUGACCCUUGUGUGGACCAACGUUGCGGAAAUCCUAAUAAAAGUCAUCAAGGGAACCAAAUAACUUAUUACAAAUUUAUCAUAUGUGUUCUGUAAAAACAAAAAAAAUAGACAAAUAGGAAAUAAAGGCCUUUUAAUUA
Molecule: messenger RNA, 7619 nt
Organism: Scophthalmus maximus (turbot)
Lineage: Eukaryota; Metazoa; Chordata; Actinopteri; Pleuronectiformes; Scophthalmidae
Product: synaptotagmin-2-like
Exons: 11
Coding region: 298-1596 (432 amino acids)
Biological process (GO): calcium ion-regulated exocytosis of neurotransmitter; regulation of dopamine secretion; regulation of calcium ion-dependent exocytosis
Cellular component (GO): axon; synaptic vesicle membrane; dense core granule
Molecular function (GO): calcium ion binding; syntaxin binding; clathrin binding
Source: RefSeq, a predicted model, not a curated record